AAUUGAUCACCAAACUUAUUUAUAUUAUCAAUCAUGAAAACAUAAAAAGAUUAUCUUGUCUUGUUUAAUUAUGCACCUACAAAUAAUAUAUAGUAGAUCAAUCAAAGAGUUAAUUACUACUUGUUCGUUCAAUUCACUGAAGAAGAAGAAGAAGAAGAAUUAAUGGCGGCGGCAUCUGAUGAGAACAGCAGAGAAACCGAUUCCAUAGACUUCGCCAUGGACGGCCUCAUCGCCACCUCCAUCGAGCAGCUCUAUAACAAUCUCUACGACAUGCACAUCUCCGGCCAGUCCCCGUCCGAGCUCAUGGGCAGCUUCCUCUCCUCCUCUGACGAGGACGACGACGAAUCAAGAAUUGACUCCGAGCUCCGGUUCCUCGCCGGCGCAGAUUACGGAGAUCCGGAGCAAGAAACAUCAUCAUGCGCGGACCAAAAAACCCUUCCUUCUCCGGCAAAGAUUGACAGGGUAGUGUCCGGCAAACGGAAGCCCAGAAAAAACAACAAGAAGACGGGUUCAUCAAGAAAGCCCCCCUGUUCUUCUUCUUCCUUGUCAAAUGACAACCUUGUUGGUUCCCAUCUGCUCAAACAGGCAAGAUCUUUGAUUUCCCAAGGGGAGAACCCCGAAAAGGCUCUUGAUCUCGCGCUUCGAGCCUUGAAGUCCUUCGAAGAAGAAGAACAACAACAACACUCUCCCUCUUCAAAGGACUACUACAAGUCCAAGAAUUUGGACAUUGUCAUGUGCAUGCACGUCGUCGCGGCGUUGUACCGUCGGUUAGGACGGAUCGGGGAAUCGGUUCGGGUUCUGGAGCGGUCGAUCGAGAUCCCGGAGAUGGACAAAGGCCCGAGCCACGCCAUCGCCAAGUUCGCAGGGUGCAUGCAAUUGGGAGACACGUACGCAGCGCUGGGGGAGAUGGAGAAGUCGGUCGCGUUCUAUGCCGCGGGGCUUGAGAUCCAGCGGCAAGUGCUGGGGGAAAAUGACCUGAGGCUCGGAGGGACGUGCCGGUACGUGGCGGAAGCACACGUACAAGCAAUGCAGUUCGAUGAAGCAGAGAAGAUGUGUCGAAUGGCCCUUGAGAUCCGUGGGCACGACAACAACCCUUGCGAAGGGGCAGCCGACAGGAGACUGCUCGGUUUGAUUCUUCACUCCAAGGGAGAGUAUGAAGGUGCGAUCGAACAGUACGUCCUGGCAAGCCUGGCCGUAGCUGGGGUCCACGGCCAGGAAGCCGAGGCAGCUACUAUAGAGUGCGAAAACCAUCCAUUGAUCGCCUCGGUAUGCGUCCCCCUGGCUGAUUUGUACCACAGGGUAGGAAAAUUUAAGGAGUCCAGAUAUUACUGCGAGAACGCUCUCCGGGUUCUCCCAAAAGCCCAACCCGAAGUGAUUGCAAGUGGUUUGGCUGAUUUGUCCGCGAUAUACGAGUCCAUGGGCGAACCCAAGCGAGCACUCGACCUGCUCCACAAGGCCAACGAAGCAUACAUGAAUGUACCACAUAACCAUAGCCACGCCAUUGCAGGAGUUGAAGCUCAGAUUGGAGUUUUGUAUUACAUUCUAGGCGACUACUCAAGUUCAUACAACCACAUGAAAAACGCUGUCGACAAGUUUCGCACAACCGGAGGGGGAGAAAAAAAGGCGGCUCUUUUGGGCAUUGCCCUCAACCAAAUGGGGCUUGCAUGUGUUCAACUCUACGCGAUAAACGAGGCUGCAGACUUGUUUGAAGAGGCAAGAAUCAUCUUCGAAGCCGAAUACGGUCCUUUCCACGCCGACACGUUGGGAGUCUACAGCAAUCUGGCUGCGACUUACGAUGCCAUGGGAAGGACAAAUGAUGCAAUAGAAAUCUUGGAGUUUGUGGUGGGAACGAGGGAGGACAAGCUCGGAACGGCAAACCCGGACGUAGACGACGAGAAGAGAAGGCUGGCUGAGUUGUUGAAGGAAGCAGGAAGAGUUAGAAACAGGAAAGCCAAAUCCCUUGAAGUCCUGCUGGCUAACAAAUCUCAUGCACUAAGAAUGUGUUGAUAAACUUUAUGUUUUGGAAUGUGUACAUAAUAUGGCCUCCUCCCCAUAAUAAACUUAAUUGUUUUGA
This is a messenger RNA of Cuscuta campestris, 2074 nucleotides long. The record is from the annotation of a GenBank genome assembly. Lineage: Eukaryota; Viridiplantae; Streptophyta; Magnoliopsida; Solanales; Convolvulaceae.